UUCAGCACACCUGCAUUAUCAGUGUAAUAAAACCACAUUCUGAGGGCUAUAAAAAUAGGAGUUGGUUCUUAAUUUUAACAGUAAAUAUCUGUGGCGAUGUAUUUGAAGAACUUGUCUGGAGUUGUGUUCAUCACCUUCUGCAUUUCAACAGCAGCAAAUGGAAAUAUUCUGCAAAGAGAAGAGAGAGGCAUCACAAUAACAGAAAACAAUCGGACAACCUAUAUCGAGAUUCUGAGAGGCAGAGACGGUCGAGAUGGUCUACCUGGGGCGCCAGGCAGAGACGGGUCACCAGGUUUAAGGGGAGGCUCUGGACCAGAGGGUAAAAUUGGAUCACAAGGGCCUUCCGGACCAGCCAGUGGAGGGGUGGUGUACACACGAUGGGGAAAGAGCUCCUGUCCAGACAUUCCUGGAACAGAGCUUCUCUACUCCGGAAUUGCCGGGGGGACGCAUUACUCACACAAAGGAGGCGGUGGCAAUUACCUAUGUAUGCCGACAGACCCAGAAUAUAUUCUUCCACACGCAGGAGGAGUGAGAAAUCAUGCGUAUGUCUAUGGAGGAGAAUAUAAUGAACCUAUUCAAGGAGUUAACCAUCACAACAUUCCUUGUGCUGUAUGUGAGGUCUCUAACCGAGCCAAGAUCAUCAUGAUUCCAGCUAAAGCUACAUGCCCUAAAUCAUGGACAAGAGAGUACUAUGGCUACAUUAUGACUAGUUAUUAUCAAUGGAGUCGAACUAGGUUCGAAUGCGUUGACGAAGACCAAGAAUCGAUUGCCGGGAGUGCUGGUGGCGGUACCAUUGGUUUUAGGUUUCAGCAUGCUGAAGCAUCCUGCAGUGGACUGCCCUGUCCACCCUACGAACCAGCUAAAGAACUUAACUGUGUAGUAUGUUCCAAAUAAAUAUGGCAUGCAUUUGAAGCUGGAAUAAUUGUGAUAAUUGCCAGUUUGUAAUUGGCAUUGCAUGAUGUGUGAUCAUGCAAAACAUCUUCAA
Messenger RNA from Halichondria panicea, 985 nucleotides. Its product is annotated as short-chain collagen C4-like. The coding region runs from base 97 to 894 and encodes 265 amino acids. The transcript has 2 exons. Lineage: Eukaryota; Metazoa; Porifera; Demospongiae; Suberitida; Halichondriidae. The record is from RefSeq and is a predicted model, not a curated record.